This is a messenger RNA of Arachis stenosperma, 1180 nucleotides long. RefSeq names its product ras-related protein Rab7. NCBI's taxonomy places the organism in Eukaryota, Viridiplantae, Streptophyta, Magnoliopsida, Fabales, Fabaceae. The transcript is spliced from 7 exons. The coding region runs from base 235 to 855 and encodes 206 amino acids. The record is from RefSeq and is a predicted model, not a curated record. Gene Ontology annotation, cellular component: vacuolar membrane. Gene Ontology annotation, molecular function: GTP binding; GTPase activity.
AAGAAAAAUCAGGUAAGCGCUGCUUGGGUUGGGCAGUGUCAAGCUGAAGCACGAGACAGAGGAAAGAAAGAAAGGAGAAGCUAGCUGAGGAGCGACGAAAGUAUGAGCGGUCGCACACCGUAGACGGAAACUUCACUCAUCGACCGAAUUUGAAGAAAUUAAACUCAAUCACAAGUCACAACAAACGCAAUUUCUCGCCGCCAAACACCUUUGUUUCCGAUCUAUUCUGUUAACAUGCCUUCCCGAAGAAGAACUCUCUUGAAGGUCAUCAUUCUCGGCGACAGCGGGGUGGGUAAGACAUCUUUGAUGAACCAAUAUGUUAAUAAGAAGUUCAGUAAUCAGUACAAGGCUACCAUUGGAGCAGACUUUUUAACCAAAGAAGUGCAAUUUGAAGACAGGCUUUUCACCUUACAGAUUUGGGAUACAGCUGGCCAGGAAAGAUUCCAAAGUCUGGGAGUUGCUUUCUAUCGUGGUGCUGACUGCUGUGUUCUUGUGUAUGAUGUUAAUUCAAUGAAAUCUUUUGAAAACCUUAACAACUGGAGAGAUGAAUUUCUGAUUCAGGCAAGUCCUUCAGAUCCGGAGAAUUUUCCUUUCGUUGUUAUAGGAAACAAGAUUGAUAUUGAUGGUGGGAACAGUAGAGUGGUUUCAGAAAAGAAGGCUCGAGCUUGGUGUGCAUCUAAAGGAAAUAUUCCAUAUUUUGAGACAUCCGCCAAGGAAGGCGUUAAUGUUGAAGAAGCAUUCCAAUGCAUAGCAAAGGAUGCCCUGAAAAGCGGUGAAGAGGAAGAACUAUACCUGCCAGACACGAUUGAUGUUGGAAACAGCAGUCAACAGCGAUCAACAGGAUGCGAGUGUUAAAUAUGUCACUUUCCCUUUUACAUACAAAUAAACUCACUUAAAAAUGGCUUCUUCCUGUUUAGGCUUUGCUGUCUUUGAAACUUCGCUGUAGAUUAGUGUUUGCUCAAGAAACAAAUUGCCCCAAACCAUUUGUAGGGUGCUUGUUUGGUUUAUGUUCUUUUUUUCUUUUUAAAUCAGGUUAAGCUGUUGUACUUGUAUCGUAUUUCACUAGAUUUAGAUCCUCUAAAGUGAAAGAAACAGUGUAAAAUCCAUGAAUUUUCAGCGUUUUUACCCUUGCCAUGUUACUGGCGGUUAUUUAAAGGUAACGAUUUCAGGCACUCUACCA